Diabrotica virgifera virgifera (western corn rootworm) is the source of this 600-nucleotide messenger RNA. Its product is annotated as zinc finger MYM-type protein 1-like. The transcript has a single exon. The record is from RefSeq and is a predicted model, not a curated record. Lineage: Eukaryota; Metazoa; Arthropoda; Insecta; Coleoptera; Chrysomelidae. The coding region runs from base 1 to 600 and encodes 199 amino acids.
AUGAAAAAUCUCACUAACAAAAUAAAAACUUGCAUCAGACAUUUUAAUUCGGAAAAAUCUCACGAACAGUACGAGUGGCUAACUGGUUGUGAAUUUAGGAAUAAACUGUAUUGCUGGUCUUGUUUGCUAUUUGUCAAUGAAAAUGGUGUUAGGAAACAUAGUGGUUUUGGUGAUUUAAAUAAUUUUCAUAGGGUAGUGAAACGACAUGUCAUGUCUAAAGCUCACUUGCAGGCCGUCAUCAAAGAGAAAGUUGUUGGAAAAAAUAGAAUAGAACACUCUUUGGAUAAUUCAUUAAAAGUGAGUCAUCAAAAACAUAAUGAAUUAGUAGAUAAAAAUAGAGACGUACUGAAAAGACUUGUCGGCGUUGUGUGUUUUUUAUGUUUCCAUGAACUUGGUUUCAGAGGUCACGACGAAACCAGUACAUCAGCAAAUAGAGGCAAUUACAUGGAUCUGGUUUCACUAAUUUCUAAGUACGAUCCUUGUUUAAAAACUCAUUUAGAACAGUCUAGUGUGUUUCAAGGCACCUCAAAUCGAAUUCAGAAUGAUUUAAUUUCUGCUAUUUCGACAGUAGUUUCAAACAAAAUAAUUGAUUUUACAUGA